Messenger RNA from Daldinia caldariorum, 695 nucleotides. RefSeq lists its product as uncharacterized. The coding region runs from base 191 to 637 and encodes 148 amino acids. NCBI's taxonomy places the organism in Eukaryota, Fungi, Ascomycota, Sordariomycetes, Xylariales, Hypoxylaceae. The transcript is spliced from 2 exons. The record is from RefSeq and is a predicted model, not a curated record.
UUUGAAUUUAUUACCACUCGAAAUCUCCGUUUGAUCCGUGAAUCCCUUUUUUAUUAUUUGGCUGGCCAAAAGUGGAAAUUCGAUAUCGAUAUCGACAUCGACACUUUACCAAUUAAAAAAGGGUUCAACCGCGCAAUUAGAAACCUGUAAAUCACCAUUAACGUACCUCCUACAUAUUACCACCACCAAGAUGCAGUUCUCCGCCAUUGCCUUAUCGCUCUUCGUCGCCUUUACUGCGGCUCAGAACUCUACCCUCCCCGAUCUCGUAUCGCAAUUACCGUCUUGUGCCGCGAGCUGUUUAGAUAGUUCUGCGAAAUCGGCCGGAUGCUCCUCGACGGAUUUCGUGUGUCUCUGCAGCGAAGAUAAACGCCAGUCCUUCAUUACUAGCGUUAGCAGCUGUAUCGGUUUCUCAGCCAAGUGUUCCCAAGAUGAUAUCAGCAAGCUUAGCACCUUAGCUCCCGAAAUCUGCGAUGCUGCGACCUCGAACCCAGACCCUUCUGCCGUAGCGUCGGCCUCGAAUAUCCUCACCUCGGCUAUCGGCGCUUCGUCUCCUACCUCAUCCCCCGAUGCCGGCGUUAGACCCGAAGUUGGAAUGGGAUUAGUUGGAAUUGCUGCUUUUGCGGCUUUGGCUCUUUAAAUCUUUUCCCUAAUUCGACUUUGUUAAACGAUACCAGGAGAGAGAGAGCUUCACUUUC